Naegleria fowleri is the source of this 630-nucleotide messenger RNA. RefSeq lists its product as uncharacterized. The coding region runs from base 1 to 630 and encodes 209 amino acids. The transcript is spliced from 2 exons. Gene Ontology annotation, biological process: Golgi to plasma membrane protein transport; protein localization to Golgi apparatus; Golgi to endosome transport. Gene Ontology annotation, cellular component: Golgi membrane; trans-Golgi network. The record is from RefSeq and is a predicted model, not a curated record. NCBI's taxonomy places the organism in Eukaryota, Heterolobosea, Eutetramitea, Acrasida, Naegleriidae.
AUGUUUCAGGUUUCAUUGGGUAGAUCGAUAACCGAUGCUUGGUUAAUUAUAUUGCAGAUUGUUUUAAUUCAAUCUAUUAAUUAUUUCCUUCUAGUGUUGUUAUGUGUAGUGUUUUGUUUACCAUUCGGAUUUGUUCCAACAUUGGAGCAGUUAUUUUCAUAUAAGGCGAUUUCAGUUUUUAGUUUGUUUGGAUGGAUUAACAUUGUUAUUUGGUUGUUGGACGGUUUUAUUGGAGGAUUUCUCUUAUUUAUGGUGGUGAGGAGAAGCAAAAAGUGUAUGGAUUUCACCAUCACUUUCCAUGUCAUUCAUCUUUUACUGUGCAUCAUUUACAAAGCAUUUCCAGUGUAUUGGGAGUGGUAUGUGUGUGUGAUUUUACACAGUAUCACCAUGACAUUGGUGGGUGAAUUUUCAUGUUAUUGGAGAGAACAGAGAGAAAUUAAUUUGCCAUCCACAAAUCGUUCCACUUCUACUGGAGGUCGAAUGAUGAGUGAUUCUCUCUCGACAACAACCUCAUCUCAACAAGAAUGUCAUGCGGAUGACGAAGAUGAAGAAUCUGUUAUUGGAGAUUCUCAAGUAGCAGAACGAACAGCUUUCCUUUCGAACACCACAAAGGAGGAAAAGGCUCACUAA